Zeugodacus cucurbitae (melon fly) is the source of this 1064-nucleotide messenger RNA. It is a transcript of the gene Ref1, whose product is annotated as THO complex subunit 4. The transcript is spliced from 4 exons. The record is from RefSeq and is a predicted model, not a curated record. NCBI's taxonomy places the organism in Eukaryota, Metazoa, Arthropoda, Insecta, Diptera, Tephritidae. Bases 175 to 969 code for a protein of 264 amino acids. Gene Ontology annotation, biological process: mRNA export from nucleus. Gene Ontology annotation, molecular function: mRNA binding. Gene Ontology annotation, cellular component: nucleus.
CGCCAUUUUAUUUUCUGUUCGCCCGUGAAUUCUUUGUGUAGUUCAGAACGGGAAUUUGUGCGCGAAAAUAAGAUAGUUUCAUCACUUUGAAUAAAUUAAUUUAUUAAUAGAACUUUAGUAAUUUUAUAGUGCUUGUAUCUUUUUUUUAAUAAACACAUAAUAUUCAACGACAAAAUGGUUGAUAAAAUUGAUAUGAGUUUGGACGACAUAAUUAAAAGUCAAAAGCCAAAAGCUGGUGGCGUGCGUGGUGCCAGUGGACCUCGUCGUGGCGGUGGAAGACCAAAUCGCGGCGGCGGUGGUGGCGCCGGUAAUACUGACGGACGUCGUAAGCCCGCUGGUGGAGCCACGUUGAAAGGACGUGGUAGAGGAGGUGGAAUACAAAAGGCGAAAUUCGCAAGGGGCGAUGUAAACAGCGCUUGGAAACAUGACAUGUACGACGGACCAAAACGUGGUAUUUUGAAAGGAUCAGGUGAAGUAUCAAAAUUACUCGUCUCCAACCUGGAUUAUGGUGUAUCGGACUCGGAUAUUCAGGAGUUAUUUGCCGAAUUCGGCCCGCUGAAGAAGGCAGCCGUACAUUAUGAUCGCUCUGGACGGUCUUUAGGUACCGCUGAUGUUGUAUUUGAACGCCGCUCAGACGCACUCAAAGCUAUUAAACAAUAUAAUGGUGUACCUUUGGAUGGACGCCCUAUGAAUAUUCAAUUAACUACAUCCGACGUUUCUGCUUUGACAAGAGUUGGUCGUGUCGGUGGUGGAGGUGCUGGUGCUGGAGCGGGCGGUAGUCCUGUCAAGCGUAGAACUGGAGCAGCCCCACCUGCCAGACGUGGAGCAAACAACGCAGCACGCCGCGGCCCACCAAAUCGUAAAGCGCCAGUUGGAGGAAAACGCGGCGGGCGCACCAAAGCCCCUGAAAAGACGGCAGCUGAAUUAGAUGCCGAGCUGGAUGCAUAUGUUAAUGAUAUGAAAAUUUAGAAAUAAUAUAGAAAUUAUUAGCUAAGACUCGACUUUAAUACUUACAUAUUGACUUUGACUUAAAAAUAUUUGAAAUAAAUGUUACAUGAAUAUUA